Microsporum canis CBS 113480 is the source of this 2253-nucleotide messenger RNA. RefSeq lists its product as hypothetical. The coding region runs from base 1 to 2253 and encodes 750 amino acids. The record is from RefSeq and is a predicted model, not a curated record. The transcript has 8 exons. Lineage: Eukaryota; Fungi; Ascomycota; Eurotiomycetes; Onygenales; Arthrodermataceae.
AUGGCAGACGACCAAAGUGGACAGCUGGUGAAGAAUGCCGUUGAAAUCCAAAGGAGGAUGGACUAUGGCAAUGGUCCUGGAGACCUCCCCAAGAUGGCCGACAUAGCCGUUGCUCAAAUAAAAGCGUCAGCUAUGUUCGCACAUCCAUGGCAGCAGCUCUUAGGCUCUGCUCCUGUUGCUAUCAAUUCCACGGGGUUAGCGUUCAUCGCUGCUGCCUCUGACACUGCAGCCACAAUUGAGCUUGAUCCUCCUCGGGGUGGCUUCCAGUAUCUGCAUCUACCACAGGUGAAUGAUAUAAUGAUGAUUAUCAUCAAUCCUGAUGACGCACAAAGAAUGCUCAAAGGUUCAUUGAUGAGCAUCAAAAAGAGUGCAGAUGACUGUUAUGAGCGGGCAAAAACCAUCGACAAGGGAUUCAACGACUGGAUGUUGUAUGCAACAGAAUUAUAUACCUGCUGUAUACAGAAAGAAUCCACUGCUGAGGAAAAACUUGCAGCAACCAAGAUUCAGAUGCUUGUGGCUCAGAAUAUUCUGAAGGCCGACGAGAUCAACGUUAAGACUCAGAAAGCAAACACUAAGGUAUUCCAGAAACAACUGAAGAUGGCGUCGGAUGUCUACAAGAAAGCCUCGGAUAGUUUCCCCAGUGGGUGGGAUCUCGUGGGCCAGGAGCUUGUUGGAAAACUUGGAGAUGUUCUCGUCACAGCGCUGGGCCAGCUGGCCUCCUCAUAUGCAGAAAAUAUGAAUGCCACAGCUAAAGCUGCAGAGGCGGAAAGGCUGUUCAAAGACUUUAAUGGAAAGGGAGACAAGGAUGGGAACAAGAACACCACUCUCCCGACUCCUGAACCAAAGGCAAAGGUUCCCUUACCACAAAACAGCAAUGACCCGGCUUAUGUGCGGAUCAAGCCGACUAUCGUCUUCCUGCGAGGCGUGAACACAGUCCUAACAGGGGGAAAAGACGGUGGUGUCAACUGGGAGGAGGUCUCCACUGUCACAAGCUCAGGCUCGAAGUCGCUUCUAUUCAACCUCCAGAUGCUAAAGGAUGCUCGUCAGCAGUUUGUAGGAGUUGCCACGGAGGAGGAACCAAGCGUCCAGCUCAAAGGGAUUCUCCAAACUGCUAUCCAGAUCGCAGAUGAAGUGUACAAGCUUGGCGGGAAGAGUAAAAUAGAAGAACUCCCAGGUCCAGAUGACAAGCAAGUCAAGCAAUGGCAGAGUGGCUUCAAGGAGGUAUAUGACCAGGCAAAUCAACUAUAUGCUGUUUCCCAGUCACUUCCUGGAUCAACAAGCACAGAGACAAUAAUGGCCAAUCCUGAUAAGCAAUCAGCCCCGGACCCUCAGAUGGCACAAGGCAAAGCACUUCUUGAAGCCGCCAAAGACCGAUUGCACACUACGCAGCAGGCGUAUAUCGCGUCAUCAAAGGCUUACCAGGACGCCACCAAAGCACUCGCAAAAGACCAGAAAGAUCUAGCUGAUGCUCAGAACAAUCUCCUAAAAUUGAACACUGAUGAAAAAUCACUUGUAAUCCCCCGUUUUCCCAUCCCAUCCCAUACCUAUCGUGAAAAUACUGCCGUAAAACAAAUUCUUGAGGCUUCCAUCCGUCUUAUUGCCGUUGUCAAGACCAGAGUCAUGGAUCUGGUUACCUUCUUUAAUUCUAUCAGUUUGACUAUCGAGGUCAUUGUCGACGAAGUUGUGGAAGACUUCGUCAGGCAGAUCAAAGAGAACGUGGCCAACAACGACCCUGAUGGAGAGCUGAGUGAUCUGAAGAUUGGGAAGUACAAUUUAACAGAUCUCGCUCGUACUCAUAUAUAUAAGAGCGCCAUCUUUAUGCGCGCAAACUUUGAAGUUUUCGGAGAAGUUGCCAAGAUGUGGUCAGAUUUGUCCGUCGAGAAUAUCAUGCCAGGAGUUCGACUCUUGAACGACAUCAGCGCGGGUGUGGCUGAGAAGGGAUCCAAGGAUCCAGUAGGCUCUCGGGAUGAGGUCAACAGUAAGGUGAAACAGCUUAGGGACUGGUACGCCGCUGCUCAGGGAAACAUCGAGAAACUUGCAGGUGACGAGCAACAAAAGAUUCUUUCUGGUAUGGAUGAACGCAUUCAACAGGUUGCAAAGGAUACAACGGUGCUGCCGCCUCCAGAUGACUCGACUAAGAGCGCCAUUAAUGCCGGUGCGGAAGAGGUCAGCGAUGCAGCGCACAAGGCUCUUAAAUUCAACUCGGAAAACAACCCCAUGGCUGUCUGGGUUAAGAAAACCGCCUCAGGCUAA